Silurus meridionalis is the source of this 1771-nucleotide messenger RNA. RefSeq names its product gap junction protein beta 1b (gene gjb1b). The record is from RefSeq and is a predicted model, not a curated record. NCBI's taxonomy places the organism in Eukaryota, Metazoa, Chordata, Actinopteri, Siluriformes, Siluridae. The transcript is spliced from 3 exons. Gene Ontology annotation, biological process: cell communication. Bases 331 to 1158 code for a protein of 275 amino acids. Gene Ontology annotation, cellular component: connexin complex.
AUGGUGUUCUUCACGGCAACAUUUUGUGUAGUGUUUCAACUAUUUUCUGGACAUAUUUGUGUACCACUACUACUGAAGAGCUGGAGAGGCUGUCACAUGGCCUUGCCCAAAAUAUUGCGAUUGGCUUUUCUUUUUGCAUCAGGUGACAGCAUGUGGCAAUAGAGCAUCGCCCAUGCUCUUUUAUUCAACUCCAGGGCACACACAAUUUGCACAAAGUGUCCAAAUGCCCAAAGUGUCCAAAUGUCAAGACUGCACCUGAUGGUCGAUAUUUUUGGACCUGGCAAGGCUUAUGCUGCUUACACCACGGGCUGAGCUGACCUGGAAUCAAAAAUGAAUUGGGCGUCUUUUUACGCCGUUAUCAGCGGUGUAAAUAGGCAUUCGACAGGCAUUGGUCGCAUCUGGCUCUCUGUCAUCUUUAUCUUUCGCAUUAUGGUUUUGGUAGUGGCUGCUGAAAGUGUUUGGGGCGAUGAGAAGUCUGGCUUCACCUGCAACACCCAGCAGCCUGGUUGCAACAGUGUGUGUUAUGACCAGUUCUUCCCAAUUUCCCAUAUCCGUCUCUGGGCCCUGCAACUGAUUCUUGUCUCAACGCCAGCACUGCUGGUAGCUAUGCAUGUUGCCCAUCGUCGACACAUUGACAAAAAGAUCCUCAAACUAUCAGGACGAGGUGCCACUAAGGAGUUUGAACAGUUAAAAAACCAGAAAUUCAAGAUUACUGGUGCACUUUGGUGGACGUAUAUGAUAAGCAUAAUCUUCCGCAUCAUUUUUGAGGUGGCUUUCUUGUACAUAUUUUAUGUAAUAUACCCUGAUUUUAAAAUGGUGCGUCUUGUAAAAUGUGAUUCUUAUCCCUGCCCUAACACAGUGGACUGCUUUGUUUCUCGUCCAACAGAGAAGACCAUCUUUACGGUUUUUAUGCUGGUGGUAUCUGGAGUUUGUGUUUUGCUAAACAUCGCAGAGGUGCUGUAUUUGGUAGGAAGAGCAUGUGUCCGUUACUUUCGGAAACCAGAAGGGGAUCCACAGGGACCUUGGCUCACUCAAAUGCUGUCCCCGUACAAGCAAAAUGAAAUCAAUCAGCUCAUAUCGGAGCAUUCUUUUAAGCCAAGAUUGAAUUUAACUAGAAAGAGCCCUACUGACAAGGGCGAGAGAUGUUCUGCUUUUUAGCUGCUACAAAUUGGGAGGUUUCACUAAUCAGUGGUAACUAACUCGGAUCUUUAGUAAUCAAGUUUCAUAUUUAUUCAUUUAUUAUGUUAAUCUACACAAAAAUGUUGGAUUUAUGCAAUUUUAAAGAGUUUUUUUUAUGAUAAAAGGCAACAUUUGCAUAUAUUGUCCAAAUCCUUCAACUUAGAACGUGGGGGUCCAGGCAACAGAAGAACUACUGUUGAUUCAAUUUAUUGUCUUCCCCAGGAUAUUUUUAGUUGUUUGUGUGGGUGAUUCUGUAAAAUGUUAUGUUUAAUAUGUAAAAGCACCCACAUGCAUUAAAUGUUAUGUUAAUGCUUGAAAUACAGUAAAAUUAAGAAGCAAUCUAGCCCAAAUUAAGUUUUAAAUAUUAUAAUAGGUAUAUAUAUAAAUGUAAUGUAAAUUUUAUUAUGUGAAGUAAAGUUUAAUGAUAUUGCAUAAACUGCAAGGCUAUUGUAUUUGUUCAGUGUUUGCAUAAUGUAACUUGAUGUUCAGAGAUUUCCUAUUUUGUAGAUUAAUAUCCUGGCACAACAGGACUAUUAAUAGGAUUUUGCUUACUGCCUUUUUCUGCAGUCAAAUAAAUAAAACAUAAAAACAU